This is a messenger RNA of Serendipita indica DSM 11827, 1146 nucleotides long. Lineage: Eukaryota; Fungi; Basidiomycota; Agaricomycetes; Sebacinales; Serendipitaceae. The record is from the annotation of a GenBank genome assembly.
AUGUCGUCGCCAUUUCCCAACAACGCAUUGGACAGAAAGCAGACACGUUCGUCACACUCGCAGUCGUCGCACGGCAUGUCCUCAAAUGUCGUCGACCAUCUCGCCCCGGGCGUAACAGAUAUGCCCGUCGCUGGCACGAACAAUAAUACGCUCACGAACAAUGCUGCACGGAGAGCGGCGCAUCCAGAGGGCAAGAUUAUCACCGUCCAGCCUCUUAAAAAGGAUGAGAUGCAGCCCAGCUAUGCGCAGGAUCUCGGUGUCGGCGUCGUUACCCAUGGCAUCUACGGCUCGCUGCUCAACGGUCUCGGCAGCAUCAUUGGUUGCAUUGGCGCCGUUCCCUGCUGCCCUUGUCCAAACCCGUACCGUGAAGUCAACCAAGGUGCAGUUGGUCUCGUUUCGAGGUUUGGUCACUUCUACAAGGCCGUCGAUCCCGGUUUGGUGCAAGUAAACGUCUGCACAGAGUCGCUCAAGAUUGUCGAUGUCAAGAUCCAAAUCGCUCCAAUUGGUCGACAAACGGUCAUCACCCGUGACAAUGUCAACGUCGAGAUUGAUUCUGUCAUCUAUUUCCAAAUCACCAAUCCCUACCGUGCCGCAUUCGGCAUCUCUGAUCUCCGCCAGGCGCUCAUUGAGCGUGCGCAGACGACUCUCCGACACGUCGUGGGUGCCAGACCAGUCCAGAGCGUCGUCACAGACCGCGAGACGAUUGCAUUUGAGAUUUCAGAGAUUGUAGGAGAAAUUGCCGAGAAAUGGGGUGUCCUCGUCGAAUCCAUUCUCAUCAAGGACAUCAUCUUCUCCCCAGAGGUCGCUGCCUCGCUCUCCUCUGCUGCCCAACAGAAGCGACUCGGAGAGAGCAAGGUCAUUGCUGCCAGAGCCGAAGUCGACGCCGCACGGUUGAUGAGACAGGCUGCCGAUAUCCUCGCCAGUAAGCCUGCCAUGCAGAUUCGACAACUCGAGGCGCUCCAGGUCAUGGCCAAGAGCGCUGGUUCAAAGGUCAUCUUUGUUCCCAUGAGUUUGAUUGGCGAAGGGAGUGGGGGAGGUGGCAUGUUCAACGAAGAUGGAGGUCCAGUCGCCAGUGGGAGUGGAGAAGGCAGACACACGACGGGUGCGAUUCCAGCUGCCAUCCUGAACAGCAUGAGCAACGUCUAG